UAUAAACCCCAUGCGCAUACCAGCGUGCAGCAACUCCAUCCUACAGUCUAACACAUCUAUUCAUGCCAUUGACUUAAGAACCUCGUCCAUAACAUAAGUACUUCCCAAAGUAACAGACAACUUCGUCGAGAUGGAUUCACAGAGAGAGUAUGACAUCAUCCUCCUUGGCCCAACCGGUUACACAGGACGCUUCUGUGCCCAGCAUAUCGUCAAGCAUCUUCCUACCAACCUGAAAUGGGCCCUGGGCGGACGCUCUCAGCCCAAGCUGGAGCAAGCUGUUAAGGACCUGAAGGCUUUGAAUUCUGAUCGCAGAGACCCUGAUAUCCUUACUGUACAGCUCAACCGAGAAGAGCUUGGUCCGCUGGCCCAAAAGACGAAGAUCAUCAUCAAUUGUGUGGGUCCGUACUGUUUGCACUCAACGCCGGUGAUCGAGGCAUGUGCUAGCAAUGGAACACACUACGUCGAUGCAACUGGAGAAACCCCCUGGCUGAAGAUUAUCAUCGAGAAAUAUCAUGACACUGCCAAAUCUAACGGGGCCGUGAUCAUCCCCUCAGUCGGUAUCGAGAGCGCCCCAGCAGACAUGCUAACCUGGGCUCUGGUCAAGCGCAUCCGCGAAGACCUAGCCUGCGACACCAGAGAAGUUGUCUCCGCCAUCCACGAGAUCAAAUCCUCCGGAGCCAGCGGCGGCACGCUCAGCACGAUCCUCACCGUCUUCGACACGCUCUCCUUCGCCGACAUCGCCAAAUCCGCCGACCCGUUCGCGCUGGCCGCCUCCCCGGCCCCCAGCAACGUGCCCAGCGAGCCCCUGCUGGCCCGACUCUCCGGCGUCCGCUACGUGCGCGACCUCGGCGCGCUCACCACCUCGCCGUCCGGCCUCGCCGACAUCAACAUCGUCCACCGCAGCAGCUCCCUGAUGCCGGAGUUCUACGGGCCUAGCUUCCACUUCCGGCAGUUCCUGCGCGUGCGCAACGCCCUGGUGGGCGUUCUCUUCCACUAUGCCUUCCUCAUCAGCAUCUCGCUGCUGAUCUUCUCGCCUGUCCGCGCGCUGGUCCGGAAGUACGUCUACAGUCCCGGCACCGGGCCGCGGGAGGAGGACUCGGUCAACGAUCAGGUCGAGUACCGUGCCGUCGCGACGGCAGAUCAGGCUUCCACCUCCUCCUCCUCGUCGUCGUCGCCGAAGCGCGCGUUCGGCAAGUUGCGGUACCAGGGGGGAAUGUACGAAUUCACCGGGCUGAGUCUCGCCGAGGCGGCGAUGGUGAUUCUCGAGAAUGAGGAGAAGGUUAAGAGGGUGUCGCGGGGUGGGAUCGUGACGAGCGCGGUGCUAGGACAGGAGCUGUUGGAUCGGUGGGAGAAAGUCGGGUGUCGGGUCGAGACGCAGAUUUUCGAGCACUGAUCUUGGUGUCGUGUUAUGAUGGUAUGGUCUGUAUAAUCGGUUGUGUUAUUUGUACUGUAUCCCAUAUGAAUGAAUCUUGCAACGAAGCACCGCACCACAGCAUGACGCAGUCAAACGACCACAACGAACACCAUAACCAGAUUUGCAGAACAGUCCAGUCGUUCCAAUCCCACCCUCUCAUUCCCACCCAUUCAGUCCCCAAGGCCAAGUCAUCCCACCGACACGCUAACAUACAUUCCCUCGCCCCUCUCAAACCCCCACCUCCACGCCACAGCAUCACUAAGAUACCUACCUACAACCUCGACAACCCCGCCCUUCCAAAAACAACCUCCUCCAACCACCACGCAAUAAUCUCAUUAACCUCCUGAGGCUUCUGCCACAGGGCCCAAUGGCCCGUAUUGACGUGCUUAUAGGUCAAGUGCGGGAUCGUCUUCGUCAUGCCCCCGCCUCGAUGCGGCGGGAGCGCGGGGUCCUUCAGCGCCUGAACGAACAGCAG
Molecule: messenger RNA, 1889 nt
Organism: Aspergillus homomorphus CBS 101889
Lineage: Eukaryota; Fungi; Ascomycota; Eurotiomycetes; Eurotiales; Aspergillaceae
Exons: 5
Coding region: 131-1393 (420 amino acids)
Biological process (GO): glycolipid biosynthetic process
Cellular component (GO): plasma membrane; lipid droplet; mitochondrion
Source: RefSeq, a predicted model, not a curated record